GGAGGUGUUUCUGAAGGCAUCACGGUGGGCUGGGCGCCGCUGCGUGUCGUAACCGCUCCCUCCUCUCUCAGCUCCAGCUUUCAGUCUCAUUUCUUUACGUCGGGAAGAUCAGCUGGUGUUUACGUCAAUGAAACAGCAGCGGCGUGUGAGAAAGGGAAAGCGACUGCGGCGUGUGUUUGGGAAAUCAGACUCAAACGAUGGACAGUGAACGCUGACGGAGGCGCACAGAUCUGCACCGAGGACUUAAACUCACCUGACUGAACUCUGAGAAAAGGAAACCUGGACACAAAAACCAGAAGACAUUUCCAAGAGCGAUUGAGAUUCACUCCAGCCAAAGCCCAGCUAGGCCAUGCUCACGCAAUGACCACUACAAUGGUUCGGGCUGUAAUGUUGACAGUCCUGAUGCAUAUUUCCCUGGUGCCCCAUGGUGCUCAGUGUUUGGAGCCGGAGGAGGGAGCCUCCAUCUAUUCAGAUGCCCUGGACGUCCCAUGGCAUGAUGAGCUGUGCUGUGACUCACCUUCAACCCAUCUCACUGCGGAGGGAGAUGAGAAGCUUGCACCGGAGACAAACCGCUCUGAAUCAAACCUCCCACACUAUUAUCGCUGCAACUUCAGGAGCUUGACAACCAAAUCACAUCCUCAUGAGCCCUCUGCCGGCACCUGUUUGGACAUACUGUGCAGAAUUGAUGAAAACUGGGAAAAUUUAACUUGUGACCUUCAGUUUCACGGUCCACCAUCAACCACGCUGAAUGCUGGUCUUAUGGCAUUUAGCUUACAGCGUCUAUUGUCCCAGAAAGAGGACACAGAGGUGAACGAUGGGAAUCCUGCAUCUGACAAUCCUGUUUUCUGUGAAGCGGAGGAUUCCUUCACGUGUUCAGUCGCUCUUGACAGAACAACAACCUUUGUCACCAUGGUAACCCUCAGCAUCUCCAACGCCGUAGCUCCACCAGUCCUCCUCAGAAUUCCUGCCCGACCUGUGAAACCAAGUCCUCCAGUCAACCUGUCACACAUCCAGACCAUUGAGGCAGAACUGAUUUUACACUGGGACGACCCAUCAGACUCUGAUAUUGGUCCGCUGAGAUACGAGGUCCGAUACUCCUCCAACACCACUCAUCCAGCCUGGCAGGUGGUGUCUGCACCUGGAGAGCCCAGGUCGUCUCUGGAUCUGAAACCCAGACUGAACUACACCAUCCAGGUUCGCUGCUCCAGCCUGGACAAGCCUCCAGUGUGGAGCGACUGGAGUGAACCUCACCACAUCUACCUGGACACGGUGAGCUACAUCCCUGAGAAAGUGGUGGCGCGACCAGGGGAGAACGUAACAGUGUACUGUGUGUUCAACGACCACAACAUCAACUCCAGCACGGCCAUGUGGAUGCUCAACUUCGAACAGCGGCUUCAUCGCAGCCAGUACCACCCAGUCAACCAAUGGGUCAGCCAGAUCACAGUGCGUCCUUCAGAGACUCGGAUGUAUGACCUGCUGCAGUGCACUCAGGAGUGGACCAUUCCAUACAGCCAGAUCUAUGUAGAAGGAGCUUCUAUUGAUAUAAACUGUGAAACCAACGGUGAUAUCGACGCUAUGGACUGUAGCUGGAAGAACACACAGUGGACUGAACCCAAAUUCAGAUCCAGGUGGGCUGACCUGCCAUGUGAUGUGAUGGAGGAGAGGGAGAGAGCGGGUAAGAACGUGGGGGAGAUGGGGCCUGCUUGCCUGCAGGUCCGAUCCAGGCACAAGACCUGCACCAUCCAGCCUCUGAGGAUGAACUGCUACAAGCUGUGGCUGGAAGUACCAUCCCGACUGGGCCCAAUCAGGUCUAAACCCAUCUACCUGUCUCCCAUAGAUCAUGUGAAACCCCACACACCCACAAACGUGAAGGCAGUGAGCCGAAGCAGUGGGGUCCUGAUGGUCACAUGGGAGCCUCCGUCUCUGCCAGUCGAGGGGCUCCAGUGUCAGUUUCGGUACGUCUCAUCACCAUCCGCUGUGAGAGCCCAGCCGGAGUGGAAGGUCCAGAGUCCAGUGCGGGUGCCAUGGGCGGAGGUUGCAGUCUCCGUCAUGUGCCAGGUGUAUGUGGUACAAGUACGCUGCAUGCACACCAACGGCACCGGCUACUGGAGCAAAUGGAGCAAAUCGGUCUACUCCACACCUCAAAACAGCAGAGCUCCUGAGCGUGGCCCUGAUUUCUGGAGAAUUCUUCAAGAUGAUCCAUACAGAAACCAGACUAAUGUCACUCUGCUAUUUGAGAAUCUCCAAAUAUCAGGGCACUCAUACUGUGUGGAUGGAUUUAUAGUCCAGCACCAGGCCUCGAGUGGCUUGGUGAUGAGGGAGCAGAUCGAGCUGGUGUCCUCUUACAGCUUUGAGUGGAACCAACUUCUCCAAACUGUGACUGUGGAGGCCUACAAUAGUCUGGGGAGCUCCACUAACAACAUCAACAUGACACUGGAGAGGCAGCCCAAACGCCACUGUGUGCGUUCAUUCAGUGUGUUGGCUAUCAACAGCACCUGUGUGUCUCUGUCCUGGAGCCUGUUGGACAACAGCUCCGUACCUCUGUCCAUGGUGGUCCAGUGGUCUCCGCAGAGGCAACAGGACUGUGAUCAUCACCAAGGCCAAAGUGGAGAAAAAUGGGCCAGACUGCCUUACACUGACCGUCCCAUCUAUCUAAGAGGUGAUUUCUUUGGCUCUGAGGAGUGUGGCUUCUACUUGUACCCUGUGUUUGCUGAUGGAGAAGGGGAGCCAGUGUACGCUUUAGUUACAGCCACUAGAGGAGACCCUGCAGCCUACAUGAUGCUGAUGAUCAUCUCCUUCCUCUCCAUCGUCCUGUUUGUCACCCUGGUCCUCUCCCAAAACCAGAUGAAAAAGUUUGUGUGGAAGGAUGUGCCCAACCCAAACAAGUGCUCCUGGGCAAAAGGACUAGACUUCAAAAAGGCUGACACCUUUGACUACCUGUUCCGACCUCCAGAAGGCCUGUCAGCCUGGCCACUGCUCCUGCCCUCUGAGAACAUUUCCAAAGUCGUCAUAGCGGACAAGGUUGAUCUCUCGGCUCUGACUACAGUCCAAGCCCCACUUGUGUCCCUAACUCCCGCCCCAGCCACUGCCUUAUCUAUCUCCCUACCGCCAGGGUUUGACUCAGAGGUCGACCAAGCCCAACCCAUGGAGAAUGAAGUGCUCCUGGAUGGAGCUCCUUCCUUUGUACUUAAUCUGGAUGCUUUAACCAGUUCAAGCCCAAGAAUAGAUCAGUUACUGUUAGUCGACCCCCCAGCAGACCAGCCCCCAGGCAGCACAGACAGCUCUGCCCAGUCUUCAGUCACAUACGCCACUGUGCUGCUCUCUGAUCCGAAGCAGGAGCAGCAGCCCAUUCAUCUCCACUACAAGGAUGGUAGUGGCAGCAGCUCCAGCGAUGAGGGCAAUUUCUCUGCCAACAACUCAGACAUUUCUGGAUCUUUCCCCGGUGGCCUGUGGGAGCUGGACGACCCGCGGCGCUCCUGCUCUUACAACUCUGUGGAGGUGCUUUCUGAAACAUCAGAGCAAGAAGACGAAGAGGAGGUGAGAGAAGAGAAGGACUUGUAUUAUCUAGGAAUGGACUGUCCAGCGGAGGAUGAGGAAAGCGAGGAAGACGAGGAGCAGAGAGAAGAGGAGACAAAAAUUGAGCUGCUUAAAAAUGUAGUUUUGAACAGAGAGGACUGUUCUGUGGCGUCGCACCCUUUGCUCGGCCCUGAGGACUUGAGCAAGCUGCAGUCAGCUGCAAUGCCUGACUUUUCUCCGCUGUACCUGCCUCAGUUUAGAACUGCUCAGUGCACAAGGCAACUCACAGCUCAGCCACAAGAGUCAACCCGCCCGUGACUCUCACACAGACCGCAUUUAAAUGAAAAUGUGCACCAUCCGUUGUGUCGUGGACUGCGUCAUGAUUCAGCGUUUACCAAAGUGGAUUUGCAUAUGUUCCUUCAGACAUAGAGAGGUGUGGAGUAGGAAAAUGUAAAAAUACCUCGACUCAUGAAUAAUUGCAAAUUGAUAUUCAUCAAUGCUGCUAUUGUGUUCUGGGGUAAAAGACAUCAGGAGGGCACAAGCCUUGUUUAUAGGCAUUUCUUUCUUUCUUUAUGGGGCUUUAAAACCCAGACUCUACUGUGCCACACUGCUCCUCUGCAAUCAGUUACUGAUGCAGGAGCACCUGCUGAGAACAUUGAACUCACAUAUUUUCAAUGGAGGUUAGGCUAGUGGAAUAAUGUACAGUUAAUGCUCAGAGAGGGCAGCAGGCAGACUGUACAAGCAGUAUAUUAGCCAUCAGGAAGGAAGCAAUAGAAGAGGUAGGCAUCUUGUGGCUUCAAACAUCCUAUACAUAAAGCAUGUUUCACCGAUGGCCAUACCUUAGAUGCAUAUAAAAAACAUGUGGAAAUGCUGCGUGUGCCUACAUUCACUCAUUUGCUCCCACCGUAAUAUAGAAAACAAGUUGUCUUUCAUUCUCUGCUGACUUAAUACGGCCACAUGUUUAGUGAAACAUGGAAGAGGUUCAAAGAGAAUAAAUACACAGAAAGAGAGAGAGAGAAAAGGCCCAUAAUCUGCACAGUUUUGGUUUCCUCAAAGCAUGUUAGACUGUGAAGUGAAGGCAAACUUUGGCUGUCCCUUCAAAGCUAUUGGUGUGGCUAAAUGAAACCAGGUAAUGAUGAAAACAGAUGUCUGUGAGUAAUUUCGGGUGAUUUUGAGAAUUUACUGCAUUUGUAGGCAGCUUGCACAACAACAUCUGCAUGGACUAACUCAUCCACCAACCAAAAGAAUGUCUUUUUGUACUUUGUGCUGUAAUGUAUCUGAGACUCUGUUACAGUUUGUGAGAAAUGUGAUUUUUCUGUUAUUGGCCAUUAACAUAAACACCUGCUGUCUGGUGUAAAUAAAAAACAAAAUAAUAUAUAUUUGAAACCAGAGGAAGACAAAUUAAAAGUUCUAAAAAUAUUGAAACAUGGUUGACAGAAAUUGUUAUUGUAUAUUGAGAUAUUGUGUCUAUUUUUCAUGGUGAAAAUAAAGUGUUUAUUGUGA
Messenger RNA from Siniperca chuatsi (mandarin fish), 5019 nucleotides. RefSeq names its product leptin receptor (gene lepr). The record is from RefSeq and is a predicted model, not a curated record. Lineage: Eukaryota; Metazoa; Chordata; Actinopteri; Centrarchiformes; Sinipercidae. Gene Ontology annotation, cellular component: external side of plasma membrane. Gene Ontology annotation, molecular function: cytokine receptor activity; protein binding. The transcript has 21 exons. The coding region runs from base 361 to 3834 and encodes 1157 amino acids. Gene Ontology annotation, biological process: cytokine-mediated signaling pathway; immunoglobulin mediated immune response.